UCUUUUGACACCGUCCUGCAUCGAUCCUCUUAACCGCCUCAAAAUUAGGAAGCUCUCACCUCUGCACAAAGAACGGACAUACGCGCAGCUCAGCUCAGGCCACGUGUGCACUGCGGCAGUUGCACGAUGAAGCUCGUGGUUGCGUUCCUCGCCGCCGCACUGUCCCUGUCCAUUCCGCUCGCCGGCGCGCACCGCCCGCUCGCCGACGAAGUGGGUCCCCGCGCCAACCUGACCGAGAUCCUGACGCCAGACCGGCCCUUCCAGACCUUCUUGAGGUACCUCAAUCAGACCAACCUCGUGGAGGUGUUCGAGAACCAGGCCUACCGGACGCACCACGGCAUCACCAUCUUCGCCCCCGCCGACAGGGCCUUCGCCGCCGUCCACCCGUCGGUGCUGUCGGGUCUGAAGAAGCACCAGCUCAAGAACCUGAUGAUGUACCACGCGCUGGCCAAGCACUACGCGCUCAAGGAGUUCGACGGCCUGAGCCGGGUCAACCCGGUGACGACGCUCGCCGGCGGGAUGUAG
Messenger RNA from Triticum aestivum (bread wheat), 525 nucleotides. Its product is annotated as fasciclin-like arabinogalactan protein 7. The transcript is spliced from 2 exons. The record is from RefSeq and is a predicted model, not a curated record. Gene Ontology annotation, cellular component: plasma membrane. Gene Ontology annotation, biological process: plant-type secondary cell wall biogenesis. Bases 127 to 525 code for a protein of 132 amino acids. Lineage: Eukaryota; Viridiplantae; Streptophyta; Magnoliopsida; Poales; Poaceae.